AUAAUUGAAUAGGCUUUAGACUCUCAAUAUUAACUUUAUAUUGUGAAUUGGUUUCCACCUAGACAAACACUCAGCUCUUUAUUUUCUCUCACAGCACCAAUCAACACAUAGAAGAUUAAUCCUGAACCUGAAUAAGAAGAAGAAGAAGAAGAAGUAGAAGCCCUCAAUGGCUCCUCAACUUUUAUCUUUCACCAACCCUACCAGAUACCCCUUCCCACCAUUAGCUGAAACUCUCUUGAUGACAAAAUCAUUCACCAGAAACAAAACCAAGAGCCACCACCCCUUGCACUGCAAACUCUUUUCCCCAAUAAACCCUAGAACACUCAUCAGAUGUUCUUCAGUCUCAAAUUUGAGAACUCCACAAGUAGAGAAACCAGUAGAAGAAGAAGAGAUAAACUUUGAAGAGGAAGAGGAAGAAAAGCCAUUAAACGAGAUGUGGAAAGAAAUCCAAGGGUCCAACAACUGGGAAGGACUUUUAGACCCCAUGAAUUCUCAUCUCCGCAGAGAAAUCAUUCGCUAUGGCGAAUUCUCUCAAGCCUGCUACGACUCUUUCGAUUUUGAUCCUCAUUCCAAGUACUGUGGCACAUGUAAAUACCAAGGCGCCCAUUUCUUCGAAAAGCUCGAUAUGGCGAAUCAUGGUUACCAAAUAAGCAGGUAUCUCUAUGCAACUUCUGACAUUAAUCUUCCGAAUUUCUUCCAGAAGUCUAAGCUCAGUAGCGUUUGGAGCACGCAUGCAAACUGGAUGGGCUAUAUAGCCGUCGCCAUCGACGAAGAAGAGAUCAAACGGCUGGGAAGAAGAGAUAUUGUCGUCGCAUGGAGAGGCACGGUUACUUAUCUUGAAUGGAUUUAUGAUCUCAAAGAUAUUCUCUGUUCCGCUAACUUCACUGACGACCCCUCCAUCAAAAUGGAGCUCGGAUUUUACGAUUUGUACACCAAGAAAGAAGACUCUUGUCAGUAUUGUUCAUUCUCCGCUCGCGAACAAGUCCUCGCUGAAAUCACACGACUUCUUGAAUACUACGACGGAGAAGAAAUCAGCAUCACUUUUACCGGCCACAGCCUCGGCGCUGCGUUGGCCAUAAUCAGCGCUUACGAUGUUGCGGAAUUAGGACUCAACGUCACGAAAGACGACGUCGCUUCAACUAGAAAUGACAUUCCGAUAACAGUUUACUCUUUCGCUGGUCCUCGGGCGGGCAAUCUCAAGUUCAAAGAGCGAAUUGAUGAACUGGGCGUUAAAGUGCUGAGAGUUGUUAAUGUUCAUGAUAAAGUCCCAACUGUGCCGGGGAUUUUGGCGAACGAGAAGCUUCAGUUUCAGAAGUAUUUAGAGGAAACAACGAAAUUUCCAUGGAGUUAUGCUCAUGUUGGAGUGGAGUUAGCGUUAGACCACAGGCAUAGUCCGUUUCUGAAGGACACCAAAGACUUCGCCUGCUCGCACAAUCUGGAGGCGCUGCUGCACUUGAUCGACGGCUACCAUGGCAAGGACAAGAGAUUUGUGCUAGCAACGAAGAGGGAUAUCGCUCUUGUGAACAAGUGUUGUGAUUUUUUGAAGAGUGAGUACGGUGUUCCUCCGCAUUGGCGACAGGACGAAAACAAAGGGAUGGUGAGGAACAGCGACGGCCGCUGGGUGUUGCCGGACCGGCCGAGAUUGGAGGCCCACCGGCCGGAAGAUACGGCCCACCACCUUAAAAAAAUACUCAAAAGCAUCAGUACCACCGAUGGUUCGCCACAAUUGGGAACAAUCUGAUAAUUUAGCAUCAAUGGUAACUUCCAAAUAAUUAGGCUUAAAGGGUUUGUAUGAUAUAUACAUAUUGCCAUGAAGAUCGUUGUGUGUUAUUUAUUAAUUAAUGGAGAAGCUUAAGACUUUUCUUUUAAUUAUUGUGAAUAAGAAACCCUUAAUCUUAUCUUUAAUAGAUCAAGUUGAGGUCUCAGAUUAAAUGUUUUAGAGAUAUAAAUAAAAUUAUAUUUUUCUUCUGUA
This is a messenger RNA of Mangifera indica (mango), 1972 nucleotides long. RefSeq names its product phospholipase A1-Igamma3, chloroplastic-like. The coding region runs from base 167 to 1741 and encodes 524 amino acids. NCBI's taxonomy places the organism in Eukaryota, Viridiplantae, Streptophyta, Magnoliopsida, Sapindales, Anacardiaceae. Gene Ontology annotation, molecular function: glycerophospholipase activity. The record is from RefSeq and is a predicted model, not a curated record. The transcript has a single exon. Gene Ontology annotation, biological process: lipid metabolic process.